CUAUAAGAAUCGGAUUUUGAUGUUGUGCAGCAGCCUACUCAAGAUUCGAACAGAAUUGAGUCAUCAUCUGCAUUUGAAGGCAACACAUUUAUCUUAGAAAAAGAACUACACAAGCAAUACAUGAAGUCGAAUUUGUUAAAACGUUGUCGUAAAGGGCAUGAGAAGCAUAACACGCAAGACUGCUCCAACGUUACAAAAAAAAGGAAGGAAUACUCUGCAAGUGCAUGUGAAAGCAAUUUGAAUGAGAGUGCAACAGAAAAUAGUGGUGUCUUCUCAAGUGCUGGUCCAUCAACUAAGUUAUUUGGUGAGAUGCAAGACAAACCCAAUGUUACAAAAAAGAGGAAGGAAUGCUACACAAGUUCAGGGACAGCUGAUGCGGCAAAUGAAAGCUCACUCGUCACGUGGCAGAAAGUGGGAUGGGCAGAUGGGGUAACUGAUGGUGUUGUAGGAGCGCAAAAAGAGUCGAGUGAGCCUGAUAAUCUGAAGAAAUUAGUUAAAGCGAGAACUCCCUUUGGAAAGGACUAUUCGCUUGCUGAGAAUACCUUUAAAGAAGCUAUUAAUUUGAAACAUUCAGCUGACCGUUUAAAGAAUGGAGAAUCAGAAGUUGAAGUUAGUGGAAUAUAUCUUCAUGCGGCCUUACAAUUUCUACUUGCUGCAUCGAUGUUUGAGGUUCGUGACAUGGGAAGUGCAGAACUAGGAGAAAUAACUGAGUCAACAGAGAUCUACAUCGACACACAAAAGAUCUUGAAGCAAUGCGCCAUUUCCUUUGAGAGUAAUGGGGAGACUGCUGCUGCCGCUCUUGCAUACAAAUGCAUGGAAGUAGCAUAUAUGAGAGUGAUAUUCUCUAUGUGCUCGCAUAUACGUAGAGACAGUCAUGAAGUACAGGCAUCUCUUCAUGGUCAUCCAUUCGGCCAAGAACCAUCGCCAUUGUGUGCUAUUGCUGUAAAGAAUGUACGUGAGGAUGGCACACCCCCUGUGACUGAAGCGAAGGGGGUCAAGCCGCUUGCCAGCAGACCUACUUGUAGCAGCCUGCAACUCCUUGAUUAUGCUGAAUAUGUGAGUUCUGCUAUGGAUGCAACUCAGAGAUCUCUAUCAGCAUUGAAAGCUGCUCAGUGGAAAUAUGGAUUGCAAGGCAUCGCAGCUGUGAAAAAAGCACUUGAUUUUCACUUCCAUGAUAUGGAUGGAUUCCUACGCCUGGUCCGGCUAGCAUUAGAGGAGAUCAACAUGUAAACCGUCCAUCACAAAGAUACAAAUGGAUGGGAAUCUCAGCAUUCGUGGAGACAUUGUACAGCGGCCCACAUCUGUGAAUCCAAAAUUUCAACCUCCGGCUAUAUAAGUAUGUAUAUAUGUGUAUGAAAGCGACCUCAGCAUCGAGUUGUUUUUUUAUUUUUUUAUUUAUUUUAUUUUUUAAAUGCAUGGUGAAAGCCUGAAUGCAUGUAAAUUGUUAUCUCAACUGUAAAGCGAUUCUUUGGCAUUGGUAAGAGAAAUUCAAUCCCGAAAUGCGGCUGUUACAAAUAAUGUAUCAGUAUUGUACAGAUAUUCUUUCUAUAAGAAAUAAAAUUUCAAGUUUCCCACAGAAAACGUACUAGUUUUUAUGUACGAAGAGGAAUUCUGUAUUGGAUGUGGCCUUUAUUUUUGCAUGCUCUUCUUUCAAGUUCUUAACAAGUGUGGCCCAUGGGGGACCUUGUGUCCCUACCAUGCCUCAAAAAUAUCCUUGAUAAGAUGAUCAUAAACUUUCAAUUUUUGGGCUACAGAUAGUUAACAAGAGAAAAACAAAAACAGUCUACAUUUCAAAUGAAAGAGGUGCGCUCUGGCAGCAUUGGUUCCACUGUAAGCUGAAUGGUCUGCUUUACAGAGUCUUGGUUUUUUUUUUUUUUUUCGUACCGACCCAUUUUGACUGUAGCAUAUGAGGAACUUGAGUGGAGCAAGCUCCUGAGGCAAUUUGCUAGAAUUAAAGCUUUCAGGGUAUUAGAAUUUGAGCUUUCAGGGUCCUGGUAGACCAUUGGCGCCUUCCCUUUAUUCUCAGACCUAAUCGGUUGUUGGUUGGAGGUUACCACUUUCGCAAGAGGCCUUUCCUUCGCAGCUAAUGGUGGACUCUUGUUUGCAGUCCCUUUAGUUACCAUGGCCGCUGUCGAGCUGGUUACAUCAUGAGUGACGAUGGGUUGUUUUGCUACCCUUGAUGUGGGUGACUAACCUUUCGGGCGCUGCUUACCCUAUAUGAUAUGGUGACGCUUUGUUAUGACUUGGUUUUCUUCAGGUCAGCUGAUCGUUGUUAUCUCAGUCUGCAUAUAUUGAUGAAGGUCCUUGAAGGGACUCAGGUCGAUCCCCAUCACCUCUUCUACCUUUUUGGGGAACUUAAGAAAGUCUUUAUUGAU
Magnolia sinica is the source of this 2375-nucleotide messenger RNA. RefSeq names its product cysteine-tryptophan domain-containing zinc finger protein 3-like. The transcript has 7 exons. The coding region runs from base 121 to 1230 and encodes 369 amino acids. The record is from RefSeq and is a predicted model, not a curated record. Lineage: Eukaryota; Viridiplantae; Streptophyta; Magnoliopsida; Magnoliales; Magnoliaceae.